This is a messenger RNA of Aureococcus anophagefferens, 1563 nucleotides long. RefSeq lists its product as hypothetical. The record is from RefSeq and is a predicted model, not a curated record. The transcript has a single exon. The coding region runs from base 1 to 1563 and encodes 520 amino acids. NCBI's taxonomy places the organism in Eukaryota, Pelagophyceae, Pelagomonadales, Pelagomonadaceae. Gene Ontology annotation, cellular component: Golgi apparatus. Gene Ontology annotation, molecular function: GDP-fucose transmembrane transporter activity; antiporter activity.
AUGCGCGCGGCGCUCGCGGCCGCGGCGAGCGACGCGCUGUCGAGCCAGGCGCUGCUCCCCGGGUUGAGCGCCGUCUUCUACGGUCUGGCGUCGCUGAGCGUCGUGUUCCUGAACAAGGAGAUCCUGGACCUCUACCGCUUCCCGUCGACGUCGCUGCUGCUCUUCCUGCAGCUGUCGGCGACCCUCGCGCUCGCGGCCGCGGCCUACGCGGGGUGGCGCGCGACGGGCGCUUACAAGCAGACGAGGGGCGCGGACCGGUCCGCGGCGGCGCGGUCCGCGGCGCCGCCCCUGGCCCUCCUCUUCCUCGGCGACGUCGCCCUGGGCCACGUCGCGAGCCGCGCGCUGGGCCUCGACGCGUUCGCGGCGUUCCGGCGCCUGAGCAUCCCGCUCGCGCUCCACCUCGAGCUCUGGUGCGGCCAGGCGGACUUCAACGGCCCCGUCGCGGCCGCGGCCUGGGCCAUGGUCUCCGGCCCCAUGCUGGGCCUCUUCUUCGGGCGGGGCAAGGCCGCGGAGGCGACGGCGGCCGUCGCCGCGGUGCCGUCCGAGGCGCUCGGCGGCGCCGCGGCCGUCGCGCAGGCGCUCCGGGGCGACGGCGCCGCGACCCUCGACCGGCGCGUGCCCCGCAACGGCACGUCGCUGCUCCGCCACCGCGUCUCGGGCAAGCGGGCGACGAAGCUCGAGCGGCCGAGCUCCGGCGCGGCGUUCUUCGACGCGUUUUCCGCCCAGGGCUGCGUCGCGGCCGUCGCGUCCGCCGUCGUCGUCGCCGGCCGCGUCGUCUACCUCAAGCGCGUGCUCGACGACGCGCGGGACGACGCCGACGAGAGCGACGCGGGGCCGGAGGAGGACGCCGUCGGCCUGCUCUUCGACGCCAAGGGCGAGGCGACGCUGCGAUCGGGCGACGGGCGGCCCGCGCCUUCUCGGAACCCGGCCGCGGGCCUCGCCGCCGCGGGGCCCCACGGCUUCGCGGGCGCGCUGCUGGCGCGGACGACGGCGCUCUGCCUGCCGGCCGUCGCGCUCCUCGGCGUCGUCCUCGACUACGGCGCGCUCGCGCGCGCGCGGCGGCUCGACGCGUGGUCCGACGCCGCGUUCGUGUCGCGCUUCGGCCUGCUCGUGGCCGUCGCGGGCCCCGUGCACGAGGUCGCCGUCUACCUCUGCGUGCUCCACAACAGCGCGCUGACGACGCUCAUCGCCGGCGCCUUCAAAUCGACGGCGCUGGCCGCGUACCACGCCGUCGUCGCGUCGGCGAUCGCCGGCGAGCCGCCGCAGGACGCGUGGGACGCGCUGGGCAUGGCCAUCACGGCCCUCGCGAGCCUGGUGUACACGGUCGAGUGGUUCAAGCUGAGCCGGCGGCGGAAGCACGGGCUCAAGCACCGCGCGGCGUCGGCGCUCUGGGCGUCGCCGACGGCGGGCCUCGACCGCGGCCUCCGGUGGCCGCGCCGCGCGGACGCGCCCGCGUGGCGGAGCGGGGGGACGCGCAGCCCGAGCUUCGACAGCCUCAUGCUGCGCCGCGGCGCCCACCACCGGUCCGCCGAGAACCUCGCGGAGACCAUCUUCGGCGCGUAA